AUGCUAAGCUGUGGCCACAACUUCUGCCAGGCUUGUAUCCAAAACUUUUGGAAGCAGCAAGCAAAGGAAACAUUCUGUCCUGAGUGUAAGAUGCUAUGUCAAUAUAGCAACUGUACAUUCAACCUUGUGCUAGAGAAGCUGGUAGAGAAGAUUAAGAAGCUACCCUUACUCAAGGGCCAUCCACAGUGCCCAGAGCAUGGAGAGAACCUGAAACUAUUCAGUAAGCCAGAUGGGAAACUGAUCUGCUUUCAAUGCAAAGAUGCUCGGUUGUCUGUGGGGCAGUCUAAAGAUUUCCUGCAGAUCUCUGAUGCUGUCACUUUCUUCAUGGAGAGAUGUCCCUAUGGUCCUUCAUCUCCCAAGUUAGUGUGGAUUAAGUCUGUGUGGUAUUCCCAGGAGGAGCUCACCAUCCACCAGGGUCAACUGGAGACAACACUGAAGGAACUUCAGUCUCUGAAGAAUAUGCAGAAAGAUGCAAUUGCUGCUUACAAGGAAAACAAGCUACAUCUGCAGCAACACAUCUCCUUGGAGUUUCUAAAGCUACAUCAGUUCCUGCACAGCAAAGAAAAGAACAUUUUAAAUGAGCUCCGAGAAGAGGGGAAAGCCUUGAACGAGGAUAUGGAGCUGAAUCUGAACCAGCUUCAGGAACAGUGUCUCCUAGCCAAGGAGAUGUUGGUGAGCAUCCAGGCACGGAUGGAACAGCAGGAUCCCUUCAACUUCCUCAAAGAUAUCACAUCUCUCUUGGAUAGCUUGGAACAAGGAACAAAGGUGCUGAUACCCAGAGAGCUUAUCUCCAGAAAGUUGAACCCAGGCCUGUACAAAGGUCCCAUCCAGUACAUGAUGUGGAGGGAAAUGCAAUCCUCUCUCUCUCCAGGCCUAUCUCCAUUAACUCUGGACCCUAAAACAGCUCACCCAAAUCUGAUGCUCUCCAAAAAUCAAACCAGUGUGUGGCAUGGUGACAUUAAGCAGGUAAUGCCUGAUGAUCCAGAGAGGUUUGACUCAAGUGUGGCUGUGCUGGGCUCAAAAGGCUUCACAUCUGGGAAGUGGUACUGGGAAGUGGAUGUGUCAAAGAAGACAAAGUGGACAGUUGGAGUCGUCAGAGAAUCCAUCAUUCGGAAGGGCAGCUGUCCUCUAACUCCUGAGCAAGGAUUCUGGCUUUUAAGACUAAGGAACCAAACUGAUCUAAAGGCUCUAGAUUUGCCUUCAUGCAGUCUGAAACUGACUAACAACCUCAACAAGGUGGGAAUAUACCUGGAUUAUGAAGGAGGACAGGUGUCCUUCUACAAUGCUAAAACCAUGACCCACAUUUACACCUUCAGUAGCACUUUCAUGGAGAAACUUUAUCCCUACUUCUGUCCUUGCCUUAAUGAUGGUGGAGAGAAUAAAGAACCAUUGCAUAUCUUACAUCCACAGUAA
Puma concolor (puma) is the source of this 1413-nucleotide messenger RNA. It is a transcript of the gene TRIM69, whose product is annotated as tripartite motif containing 69. The record is from RefSeq and is a predicted model, not a curated record. Gene Ontology annotation, molecular function: protein binding. Lineage: Eukaryota; Metazoa; Chordata; Mammalia; Carnivora; Felidae.